CCCGAUUGGAACCCCGGAUGCCUAUGCCUAAAAGUAUUAAAAAAUCCUAACUUGAAGCAAUCAAUGUCUUUUACUAUUUUAUUAAAUCAUUUCCUAAAUCUCUUUUACUCUCCUUAAAAAAAUUGGUGAUAUUAAUUUAUGAAAAUCAGUUUACCAUUGCUUCUAUACAAAAAUAUUUUUCAAAAUAUAGCAAUUAGAUGCCUAUUAUUACGGAAGUAUUAAUGAAUAUCUUUUUUUAAAAGGUUAUUUGUUACUGUUACGUUUUAUUCUAAUAAUAUAGUGAUAUACAUAACUCCAAUAUAUUUAUUUCCACAUUCAGAUACUUUUGAAACAUAACAUAAUUAAACAAAGAAAUAUUUAAUUUACAAGCAAACCCGCACAUACGAAAAUACAGAAUUUUAUGUAUAUUUUUAUAUAAAUAAUAGUCCAAUGUAAAUCAAAUAUGAUGAAUGUUGAAAAAUAUAAAACAUUACAACACCAAAUUUAAAUAAUAUAUAUAACAAUUUUAUUAUUCAUUAAAAUUUUGAUCCAUAUAAAAAAUAAAAAUAUAGUUGUGUUUACGCGUUAUUAAUAUUCUAACAUUUUGAAAAACAAAAUAAAAUUACUCAAUAUAAAAUAUAAAAAAUUGUUUAAAAAUGCCAUAUUAAAUAAUUAUUUUAUACUGAAAUUUUAAAAUAUAAACUACUAUUUAUACAGUAUAAAUAUUUAUUUAAAAAUAUAAAAAAAUAUGCACAUGGGUGUGUAGAUGAAGCUUUAGUUUUUUUUACACACCAUUGUACUUACACACCUGAUCAUGCCGGUUAAUAUGGGACGGCAUAAUUAUCAUCUGUAUUCAUAUCCUUACUCUUUCCUAUAAGACUUAUAUUUACGAGUACAUAUUAUCUAUAUAUCAUCUAUAGAUUAUUUUUCUUGGAUCAAAUAUCACCUGUAGAUUAAAGUUAGAAAUUACGCGCGCACACACAAUUAAAAGAAAGACGAACUUUAUAAAUGUAUAUAUUUCAUGUCCUAAAUGUGAUGGCGUAAUCAAAGUUCAUGAUGCCCAUUAUGCUCACAAUGCGUAUGACGAUGGUUGUUACGGUGACAACCCCACUCAAUACGAAGGUCACUAAUUAAGUUGCCAACGACCCACAUUAAAACGCUAAAAUUUCUAAUAGUGGCAUCAAAGGUUUAAAAAAUUAGGUUUCAGGAGAUGCAAACAACUCGCAUCAAACUAACUCCCUUUUUUAUUCUUGUUAAAUUUAGACUGUGAUUGGUAACUUAAAUAGUAAAAUGGAGUAAAACAAAGUGGUGAAAAAGAGCUGAAAAUAAGUAGUGGAAAAUGAGAGAGAAAAAGAAGGUGAAGUAAAUGAAAUUACUCUAAUCAAGUCUAAAGUAAAAAUGAGUUUGAAUUUCAAUAGUAACUAAAGUAAAUAUGAAAAAGUAGUAUUCCACUUGGUUACUCUAUAAUGAUUAACUAGUAGUAACCUUAAUAUUUAGAGCAAUUAGUGCCGAAAAUCCACUAUAAGUCCAACAACGGGAAAAAGAGAGACAAAGGUCUCAAAUAAGUUUGUUGAAACAUCUGGCUUGGUCAGCACUUCAAAAAUUAAAUGGAAUAUCGAUCACCGAAGAUUAUAUACAAAAUAUAUAAAACGGAUCUUCAUAAUAAACAUCUUAUUAUGUAUUUUAUGAAUUACUAGUUUCUAGGCACAUAUGUUAUUUGGAUGUGGUCUUAUAUAUGUAACUGAGAUUUUAUUUUCUCUUUACAUUUUGUUUCUAAUACAAAUAACGCCUCUAAUGAAGAUGCGUGUUUAAUUGUUAAGUGACAUAUUUUUCCUUCAGAUUGUUAUUCUGAUUAUUAUAUAUUGAGAUUGUUAUUAUUACAAUUAUUAUUUUGUUAUACUAACAUGAAUAGUCACAUUACAAUUCUUAAAAAUUAACAUAUAUUGAUUCUUCAAAUCGCCUGUCUUGCAGAUGGGUUCAACUUCCCCUAAGAACAAAAAUUGAAUGCACUCUAGGAAGAGGGGAUGUGACCGUUUGUAUUUCGGGGUGAUUAUGUUGUCUAGUCAAACAAUAAUAAAAGGGACUGAGGGAGAGUUUUUAGAGUGUCGACGUUGGACAGAAAAAUUAGCCAAUCAGAAACUCUUUUUUGACACGUCAUUAUGUCUUCUUUCGUAUGGGCUCUAUUGUUUCGUAUGGGCUUUAUUAUUCAGAUUAUCCUGCGGCCCAUCUUAUCAUACACACAAAUAUGAUAUCUCUUCCACCGUAGAAAAUCUUUCCUCCGACUCUUCCACCUCUGACUUUUCCACUUCAUCUUCUCCAACGCCUGCUUUUUUUCCCACAACAUUCUCAAUCAAUUACACCGUUAAAAAUGGUCUUCAAUGUUGUGAUCCAUCUCCCCUUUACUUCUCUUAUAUAUGGCUUUAUCCCUAAACCUAAUUCUACCCUAAAUAAAAAAACCUACUCUGCAAAAAAAAAAACCUAUGGUAAUGAAAUCCGCCGUAAAGUCUCAGCUUACCACCAGAAAAGCUCCCCUCGCCAUGUAUUUCAAUGACAUCUCUCCAGGACUAUCAGAGUCACAGCUCCGAUUUCGAGUAAUCCACUUUUGGGAGGCAAAAAAUAUAGCUAAUAGGACCCUCAUUGGGAUAGAGCUCCUACUCAUCGACGAACAGGGGACUGUGAUGCAAGGAUUCAUUUCCUCUUCUCGUGCUCCAACAUACCUGCCUCAUCUGAAAGCAGGAGCAACUUACACCCUUCAGAAUUUUUUGGCUGCCACAAGCAAGGAGAUUUACCGCAUCGCUGAUCAGAAUUUAACAAUUUCAUUCUCGAACGGCUCUAUUCUUGCUCCUCUCAACGACAUCCCCGUCUCCGUCUCUUUUCCAACCGACAGGUUCAGGUUCCACACACAUGAGGAUUUCCAAGCUCACCGUGGUCUCAGGGGCGAUCUCUACGAUGUCGUUGGCCACUUGAGGCUGGUGAAUGGUCAGUCUCUCAUUGACCGCCCUGUCCUUGACGAAGCCGAAGUAAUCAGCACGCGUCGUAUUUUGGUUCAUUUGCAAUCAAAAGAGUAUGUGUUUCAUUCGUUAUAAUUUUGGCUCGCUGUCAUCUCCAAAAAAUUUAGCUCGCUGUGAUCUCCAAAUACAUGUUUAGUAUUGUUUCAUGUUUUAUUUUAUAUGAGAUUAGUAAUAUGAUCGCUUUUUGUUAUUGAUUUCAAUAUAUCUGAUAAAUCAUACGUUGUGUUUUACAAAAUAAAUCAGCUAAGUUGUGUUAGUUUGGUGAUAAAAUAAAGGUUAUAUAUUGGGCUGACGCUCUAAUGCACUGCAAAACUUACUCCGUAUGACAGCUUAUUAAAUCUUUCUCUGUUUUAUACAUUUUACAGUGAACCUGUUAUGAAGUUCUACCUUUG
This is a messenger RNA of Brassica napus (rape), 3382 nucleotides long. RefSeq lists its product as uncharacterized. The transcript is spliced from 3 exons. The coding region runs from base 2460 to 3065 and encodes 201 amino acids. The record is from RefSeq and is a predicted model, not a curated record. Lineage: Eukaryota; Viridiplantae; Streptophyta; Magnoliopsida; Brassicales; Brassicaceae.